Molecule: messenger RNA, 8976 nt
Organism: Myxocyprinus asiaticus (Chinese sucker)
Lineage: Eukaryota; Metazoa; Chordata; Actinopteri; Cypriniformes; Catostomidae
Gene: lats2
Product: large tumor suppressor kinase 2
Exons: 10
Coding region: 810-4238 (1142 amino acids)
Biological process (GO): hippo signaling; peptidyl-serine phosphorylation; regulation of organ growth
Cellular component (GO): spindle pole; nucleus
Molecular function (GO): ATP binding; protein serine/threonine kinase activity; protein binding
Source: RefSeq, a predicted model, not a curated record
GGUCCGCUAAUACGCCAUUACAUUGAUUUGAUCUGUUUCUGUGCAUCAGAUCAGAAUAAUCUCAGCGUUGUAAAUGUCGGAAGCCCCGCCCAGGGUAUGUGCAGUGCUGACGUGCAUGGGUGCCUCACGUGACUCCUCUGGAAUGUUAACGAUGCAGUAAGUGUCCAACUUUGUACUGCAUUCUAAUUCUGCCAUGAGUGGCGAGAAAAUGGAGGACAAUCCCAUUAUUUUCACUGUGUGCUUUUCAUGAGAGGACAUCGAAAGGCAAUCCCUGGGCAACAAAACAUCAGAUACAUAGUUUACAACUUUACUCAAGUCUAAACCAGUUCCUUGGACUAAGGUACCACUUAAAUCACAUGAUGUUGUCCUUGUGAUGCAAGGCUUGGAAUGGAAGGCAUGGAAAUCAGAAUGGAUUAAAAAUAAGACUACAUCUCCUCUAGUCUUGGCAUAGCAUUUAAGCACCAGCAUCCCAAAAAUAUGUUUAUUCAAAAACCUAAAAGAUGCAUACAAGACUGGGAUGGAACAAGCAUGCAGACGUAACCCCUCACAUGUCUUGGGAGGAGGGGGAGUGUGAGCCUUGAAAGGGGUACUGGGAUGUGAGUGGGCCAGCAUCCAGCAAGAGCCAGAGCCAAAGAGGCAGCAGCAAUAAAGACGAGCAACAGCAGGAUUUCUGAUCUUUCCUUGCAUCUUUCCCACUGCAGGCUGUUAUCUGUUUAGGUCAAACAACUCAGAACUGCAGCUGUGUGUGUUUUGUUGUUUGUGUGAGAGUACUUGGCUUUGGAGUACGUGACAGCCAGGCCAGUUCACCCAUGAGGCCCAAGACCUUCCCUGCUGCCCCAUACGUGGGCAACACACGCCAACGUCUGCAGGAGAUCAAGGAGGGACUGAAACAACCAGCAAAGCUGGUGAGCCAGGCGCUUCAUGGAGGCAAUGCCCGAGGGGAGGGGGGCAGAGGGGGUGAUUCUAAGGGCAAAGACCAAGCUGGUAGGCAACAGCAGCUCCGGCCACCCCAGAAGUUCAACAACUACCAAAAUGCCCUACGUGAGAUUCGCAAGUCUCUGAUGCCCUUUGCCAAUGAGUCAGGUCCAGGAUCCAGCUCGGUGCACCCUGGUGAAGUAAACAGACAGAUGCUGCAGGAGCUUGUCAAUGCUGGUUGUGAUCAGGAAAUGGCAGUGCGUGCCCUAAAACAGACUGGGAGCCGUAACAUCGAGGCAGCAUUGGAGUACAUAAGUAAAAUGGGUUACCUGGACCCACACAAUGAACAGAUUGUACGUGUCAUCAAACAGACAUCCCCAGGGAAAGGUGGCAUGUCAAAUUUGAUGGACCACAGAUCAGCAAUGGAGGGCACUGGGGAAGGUGCCAUGACCCCUUAUCACCAAAUGGGGACACCACUAUAUGAAGGAGCUAGUUAUGCGGCUGAGGGUGAGAUGGCUCGAGCAUACAUGGGUGGACCACCUGUCAUGAACUACAUGACACCACCUGCCAACUCUGCACAGUGUCCUGCCAUGGGAAACCCAAUGGGUCGUCCUGCCAGUAUGGGUGCCUACUCCACAGGCAUGGCUCCCCAAAAUAACCCUGGGAACCCUAUGUACACCUCUGGUCCAGCCCAGCAAAAAGGCUACCCUGGUGGGAUGGACCAGGCUGUGAUGGGCUACAGUGUGCCUGGACCACCCAUGCAAAUCCAGGCUCAGCCUCCAGGAGGCCCUGGCCCUCAUUAUGACUAUAGGCCUCAUAUGAUGGAGCCUUCCAGCUAUGGAGUCAAACGGAGUGCUUCCUUCCAGAACAAGAUGCCUCCGCUCGCACCAGACAACUAUGUUACUAUGCCAAGCAAAGGAACAAUGGGCCAAAAUGGUGGUGGCUACCCUCCCAACUUAUAUCUGGCACCACAUUCGCACCCACGCCAAGCCAGCCCUACCACACACCAGGUUCACAUGAUGCCACGUCCCCCUGGUGUAGCCACUGGAGCAAUGGGUGGGGAAUUCUCAGAUGUUCCUCAAGGCCUUCUUACUCCUUCCAGGGCCAGUCUGAACCUUGACCUGUAUGAGCAUCAUUGGCCAGGAGCCCAAGUUCCUGAGGGGACUUCUCCAGCUAGGCAGCCACAGGGGCCGUUUAGAGGCGAGGUACGUGUCCCUAGUAGAACCAAUUCUUUCAACAACCAUCAAAAGGUGACUGUGAGGCAGGCAUUGCCUCCUACAGCAAGUGUUGCUGGCAAGCAGGAGGCACCUUUGGGUCCACCUAACACAAUCACAGCAGUAACAUCUCCACCAAUCCAGCCACCUGUUAAGAGUAUACGGGUCAUGAGGCCUGAGCCAAAGACAGCAGUGGGACCAUGCCACCCAGGCUGGCUGAGUGCACAAGCCCAAGAAGCAGCUGAGUCUCAUGGUUAUAUGCCAGAUGAGACUUUUACCCUGGAGCCUAACCAAGAACACCGCUGUCCUCCUCCACCUUACCCCAAAACACUGCUCCUGCCUGGUUCUGUACCUGGAGCUGAACCUGCAUCCCUUGAGUCUGGAGCCAUGGGUGGACUUCCAGAUGUCAGUGCAACAAGUAGAACUGUCCAGAGUGCCUCAGCAGGAAAGCAGGAGGAACCUGUUUCCAAAGACAAAGCGAAGGCAGGCAAAGGAGAGAAGGCUGUGAAAGAUAAGAAGCAGAUCCAGACAUCACCGGUUCCUGUGCGAAAGAAUGCCCGAGAUGAAGAGAAGAGGGAGUCACGCAUCAAGAGUUACUCUCCAUUCGCCUUCAAGUUCUACAUGGAGCAGCACGUGGAGAAUGUGAUGAAGACCUACCAGCAAAAACUCAACCGCAGGAUGCAGCUGGAGCAAGAGAUGUCCAAGGCUGGCCUGUCAGAAGCAGAGCAGGAACAGAUGAGGAAGAUGCUGUACCAGAAGGAAUCCAACUACAAUCGACUGCGACGCGCCAAGAUGGACAAAUCUAUGUUUGUCAAAAUCAAGACGCUAGGCAUUGGGGCGUUUGGUGAGGUGUGCCUUACACGCAAAUUGGACACAGGGGCUCUCUAUGCCAUGAAGACUCUACGAAAGAAAGAUGUUCUGAACCGGAACCAAGUAGCCCAUGUGAAAGCAGAACGGGACAUCUUGGCAGAAGCUGACAAUGAGUGGGUAGUCAGGUUGUACUACUCAUUCCAAGACAGAGACAGCCUGUACUUUGUCAUGGAUUACAUUCCUGGAGGAGAUAUGAUGAGCCUACUGAUCCGGAUGGGGGUGUUCCCAGAGCCCUUAGCCAGGUUCUAUGUGGCAGAACUGACGCUAGCCAUUGAGAGUGUACACAAAAUGGGCUUCAUUCACAGAGAUAUCAAACCAGACAACAUUCUCAUUGACCUGGAUGGACACAUCAAACUGACUGACUUUGGUCUGUGUACUGGGUUCCGUUGGACUCAUAACUCAAAGUAUUACCAAAAAGGGAACCAUAUCCGGCAGGAUAGUAUGGAACCAAGUGACUUUUGGGAUGAUGUGUCUAACUGCCGUUGUGGUGACCGCCUGAUGACUUUAGAACAGCGGGCGACUCGACAACACCAGCGUUGCCUGGCACACUCUCUGGUGGGCACUCCUAACUAUAUUGCCCCUGAGGUGCUUCUGCGCAAAGGCUACACACAGCUGUGUGACUGGUGGAGUGUGGGAGUAAUCUUGUUUGAGAUGCUGGUUGGCCAGCCACCCUUCCUUGCUCCAACCCCAACAGAGACACAGCUUAAGGUGAUAAACUGGGAGAACACCCUGCAGGUGCCACCACAAGUGAAGCUGAGCCCUGAGGCGGUUGACAUCAUUGGUCAGCUCUGCUGCUCAGCGGAAGUGCGUUUAGGGGGCAACGGGGCUGGAGAGAUAAAAGCUCACCCAUUCUUUUCUGAGAUGGAUUUCUCCAGUAAUCUUCGCACACAGCCUGCCCCCUACCGACCCAAGAUUGCCCACCCUAUGGAUACAUCCAACUUUGAUCCCGUGGAGGAGGAGGGCGGUCCAGGGGCCUGGAGCGAUAGUGGGGACAGCACCCGCACUUGGGACACCCUCUGUUCUGCUCAUGGCAAACACCCCGAGCACGCCUUCUACGAGUUCACCUUCCGCAGGUUUUUUGAUGAUAAUGGUUGUCCAUUCCGUUAUCCCAAGCCCCCAGAAGCGAAGCAAGACCUGCCCUCUAGUGGUGAGGGCAGUAGCUUGAAGUCUGAGUUGGAGGAGGAAGAGGUUCGUGAAGAGGAAGAACAAGGGGAAGGGUGUGAGCCGGUUUAUGUGUGAGACUGUUAGAAUGGGUGUUCAUGUUGCUCUGCCUUUACCCAUACAGGGCUUUACCAGUUAAUAGGCUGCAUCUCCUACCCUUCUUUUAAGCCGUACUUUCUCUUCAGGGUGUACUUUUGUACGUUAAAGAAAUGGAAGAACACGGAGAACAACAGAAACAGUGCGUGCAAUGUUCCAUGUGAAAUUUUUUUAUUCCUCCAAAAUCAUUAUGCAGUAUCCUUUUGCCUGAGAGAAGCACUGACCUUGCGACCAAGGAAAUGCACAAGAUAUAAAGCAAGAUAUAUUCCAGGGGAUGAUAGUGUGAUUGAUAAAUUUGGCUGCUUUCUUAUGAGAGCACAAAAAAACAGAGACGUGUUGCUGCUGCUCUGUGGUUUGUCAGUCAAACCAAUCUACUCUUGUGUUUAGUGUGGUCUGUGUCAAUGGUUUCCCAUUCCUUUAUUCCACUGGGUAAAAAUACCCCAGUGAUAAUUAAAAAAAAAAAAUGUCCUUCACCUCUCUCAGCCAGGUGAUGCUAACACAGCCAUUCCGAAUACCAGAGAGGCCAUGGUGAGGGAUCAGAAGAAAUUUUGGCUUGGGGUAGUGGCCUAGUAAUUAGGAAAUUAAGUCAGAGAGCAGACUGAUGCAUAGUGUUAUCCUCCACCACAACGCAAUCCCACAAAAAAAUAUAAAUGCAACAUGCAAAAACAUUGUCAGUCAAAGCUGUGGAGGUUCAUUGAGUGUUUUAUUUUUAAUCACUCAUAAAAUCAUUAGCCAGAUUUUCAAAUAUGGGAUCUUGGCUAAUUUGUCUAAAAAAAGAUUUAAAUGUUUGAGAUCAUUUUGUGGCGCCACCAAGUGGCUCAAAGUGACACUGUAGAGAAUCAUGCUUUUUGAAGGUCCCACAUUAUGGACUGAAAUGAAGUCACUUCUUUAUAUAUGUAUCGUGCUAAGUCAGUCAGAAAGAUCACACUAUAUUUGGCAGUUAAAUACACUAAUCACAGUAUUUUGUAAAUAUUACAGAUAUACUUCAUUUUAUGUUUCAUGCCUUAUCAGGUUACAUGGUGUUCUAAGAAGUGAUAAGUAUUGAGACAAAAUAUUCUAUACGUACAGCCAGCACUUUGUGAACAUGGGUUCUUAAAAACGCCCAUCAUUAUUAAAGGUUUGAAAGUAACAUCUGUAAAAUAUUUCAGCUACUAUUAAUUUAGAGCUGAAUAAUUGCAUGUUGAAACAUGAAGUUUGUUGAUGCCACAAAAAUUGGAUUAUAAUAUAGAUUUUGCAAUCUGGAAAAAUUUAAGUGGAAAAGUGAACUAAUUCUUGCUUUCUGCUCACUUGCCAGCAAUCUACAGUCACAUUUGUGAAAAUAAUCAUGCCAUGAUGCAGUUUACUAAAAUCCCACCAGGUGUGUUAGUUUAGUUGUAUUGCUUUGUUCUACGAAGAUUUUAAUUUGACACUUCUCUUGCCUGGCUUUAUUUAACUUGUUUAAAAGCUUGCAUUACAAAACCUGUUACCAGUUAUAGCUAGUUAUAUUAUAUACAGAUCACAAAUCAUGUGUUGUUUUUAGAGUUGUGCUUUCUCAGACUGCCACAGACACAGUGGCCAUGCAGCUGGCUAUCCGGAGCAAUGCCGCAACUUUACACUUUUUCUUUUUUAACUUUUUAACAAAUCUGAGAAACAAUACAAGAGCUUAACACUUUAAAUGCUUCACAUUGUUUAACUCUGUCUCUGGCUUUAUUCUUAACCUGUUGCUCAAAACAUCUUAAUUGCAUUCAGUUUCAUAGAAGGUCUUAAAAGUCAGGGUGACUUGUUUUUGUUGUUUGUGUGUUCAUCCUCAUCCAGAUCCACUGGAAGUAAUAUUGUCUGUCACCAUCAGUGAACUUUUUCAACAAAUUUUGCUGAACGCUUGUGCAAAAUGUGUUGACAUCAAGGCUGCAGCACCAUCUCAAUGGAUGAUCACACACAGCACAGUAUUAUAACAAGUCUAUGGCUGAAAUGUAAAGAAUUCUUUUGAGGCAGUUGUAGAUAAUCUUUAGAAAACAGUGAAAAAUGUGGCGAAAGAAAAGGCAAAUGUGUCUGGUAUGAAUAUGUGCAAUACAGAAAAUGCAUUAUAUAGUUUUCUAAAUACAACAAAUAGCCUUUAUAACUUUAAACUGAAUUAUGCUAUGUAAAAGUAUAUAUUAUAUUGAAUUAUACAUUCAUUUUAGUUUUAUGACCCAAUGCUGCUUGUUGUUGUUGUUGUUAUUAUUAUUAUUAUUAUUAUUACAAUAUAAAGUACAUUAUCAUAAUACUUUUAUUCUCUGUGUAUAAAGUGUGGAAUUGAUUGUCAGUAUGAAUGGUCUGGUGUAAGAUGAUGACUUGUGUGCCUUCUAAUGAAUCUGUGGGUGUGUCCACCAUGUGCUGAUUAGUAUUUCAAGAUGUGGAAUACCUCUUCUUGCUCUCAGGCUGGUCCUGACUGUAAGAGAGGGCUAGUUUGAGAAAGAGAAAAAAAAGAAGCAAGAAUGAAUGCUUGUCACUAAGAUUCUGAAGGAGAUGUAUGUGAAUGCCAGGGCAGGAUGGAUAUUGAAAUACAUAUGUAUGCAUGGUUUGCUCAAUGAUAAGACUGACAGUUGUUUUGAAGUCCAUUUAAUAUUGUUUUUAUGUGAUCUAAUCAUUUGUUAUGAUUAUGGGUCACUGCACAAUAUGUUCUCUGUAUUAAUUAUCUCAAGCUUACUGACAAUCAUGUCGUUAUGUGCCUGCAUUAGACCAAACUGAGAUGUCAAGUCAGUAUUGUUAAAUUAUCCCUUACGACCACUUUAAAACAACAUAUGAUUUUUAUAUAUAUAUAUAUAUAUAUAUAUAUACACACACUAUAUUGCCAAAAGUAUUCGCUCACCUGCCUUUAGACGCAUAUGAACUUAAGUGACAUCCCAUUCUUAAUCCAUAGGGUUUAAUAUGACGUUGACCCACCCUUUGCAGCUAUAACAGCUUCAACUAUUCUAGGAAGGCUUUCCACAAGGUUUAGGAGUGUGUUUAUGGGAAUUUUUGACCAUUCUUCCAGAAGCGCAUUUGUGAGGUCAGACACUGAUGUUGGACGAGAAGGCCUGGCUCACAGUCUUCGCUCAAAUUCAUCCCAGAGGUGCUCUAUCGGGUUGAGGCCAGGACUCUGUGCAGGCCAGUCAAGUUCUUCCACAUCAAACUCGCUCAUCCAUGUCUUUAUGGACCUUGCUUUGUGCACUGGUGUGCAGUCAUGUUGGAACAGGAAGGGGCCAUCCCCAAACUGUUCCCACAAAGUUGGGAGCAUGGAAUUGUCCAAAAUCUCUUGGUAUGCUGAAGCAUUCAGAGUUCCUUUCACUGGAACUAAGCGGCCAAGCCCAGCUCCUGAAAAACAACCCCACACCAUAAUCCCCUCUCCACCAAACUUCACAGUUGGCACAAUGCAGUCAGACAAGUACCGUUCUUCUGGCAACCGCCAAACCCAGACUCGUCCAUCAGAUUGCCAGAUGGAGAAGCGUGAUUCGUCACUCCAGAGAACGCGUCUCCACUGCUCUAGAGUCCAGUGGCGGCGUGCUUUACACCACUACAUCCGACGCUUUGCAUUGCACUUGGUGAUGUAUGGCUUGGAUGCAGCUGCUCGGCCAUGGAAACCCAUUCCAUGAAGCUCUCUACGCACUGUUCUUGAGCUAAUCUGAAGGCCACAUGAACUUUGGAGGUCUGUAGCGAUUGACUCUGCAGAAAGUUGGCGACCUCUGCGCACUAUGCCCCUCAGCAUCCGCUGACCCCGCUCUGUCAUUUUACGUGGCCUACCACUUCGUGGCUGAGUUGCUGUCAUUCCCAAUCGCUUCCACUUUGUUAUAAUACCACUGACAGUUGACUGUGGAAUAUUUAUGUAGCGAGGAAAUUUCACGACUGGACUUGUUGCACAGGUGGCAUCCUAUCACAGUACCACGCUGGAAUUCACUGAGCUCCUGAGAGCGGCCCAUUCUUUCACAAAUGUUUGUAGAAGCAGUCUGCAUGCCUAGGUGCUUCAUUUUAUACACCUGUGGCCACGGAAGUGAUUGGAACACCUGAAUUCAAUUAUUUGGAUGGGUGAGCGAAUACUUUUGGCAAUAUAGUGUACAUGUCUCAGUAUGACCCUCCUUAAAGGUAAAUGACAUUUUAAAAAGUACACUAAGGAGAAAACUUAUGAUGGUGUGCCAUUUGUAUAUAAAAACCUAAACUCAUCCCUUUGGUCCAAAGUUCAUUGAGCUUAAUGGAGUGUGACAGCAUGUGUGGCCAAUGUUUUGCAAACCUAUAUUCAUCAGUAUGGACCACUCAGUGAAAAAAACAUUAGUUUUUUUAUGAAUCUCUCAGAGUCAGGUAUAAGGUUUGAAUGUAAUGUGUGUGCUGUGCUUAGGAUGGAUUCUCUUGUGUUUUACUUUUGAAAGUGUUGACUGACAAUCUUUAGAAGUGUGUGAUGAUGGGACUUUUCUUUAAUGUAUGUUUUUAUAUUUUAACGGAAAAAUGGGUUGGGACUUUUUGACGUUUGUAAUCUUCUAAAUGUAUUAUACAAUAUUGUUACUAGUGAACGUAUAUUUAUACAGAUCUACAUAUUUUUUGUAUCCUUAAUUCUUAUUUUUUUCUCUUUUCUAAGCUAACUUUUGAACCCCUACAUGUCUACAGUAUUACAGACAGUAUGCAUUUGGAUUUAUCUCAUUUUUACAUGAAUGAAUUAAGAAUGUUUAAGAAAUGCUUUCACUGUCUUCACGUGUAAAUGUAUAUGUCUAAAUUAAAUGAAACAAAUCAUCCA